This is a messenger RNA of Cyprinus carpio (common carp), 9452 nucleotides long. RefSeq names its product E3 SUMO-protein ligase RanBP2-like. Gene Ontology annotation, cellular component: nuclear pore; cytoplasm. Gene Ontology annotation, biological process: protein peptidyl-prolyl isomerization; NLS-bearing protein import into nucleus. Gene Ontology annotation, molecular function: peptidyl-prolyl cis-trans isomerase activity; protein binding; GTPase activator activity. Lineage: Eukaryota; Metazoa; Chordata; Actinopteri; Cypriniformes; Cyprinidae. The record is from RefSeq and is a predicted model, not a curated record.
GCAGCAGCAGCAGAAGAGGAGGAGGAGGAAGAGGAAGAGCGCCAUUGCGUGUUUCGCGCCUGAACAGAGAGGAUCGGAGGCGCUGGUCCGCGUUUCAAUGACGAACUUUUGAAACAGAUCCGAAGACUCGCACACAGCAGCAUGAGGCGGACGAAGGCGGACGUGGAGCGCUAUAUUUCUACGGUCCAGAGCGCCUCUCCCUCGCAGAAAGCGAAGCCCGUCAAAGGAUUUCUCUUUGCUAAGCUCUUCUUUGAGGCUAAGGAGUAUGAGCUGGCUAAAAGACAUGUUUCGGAGUAUCUGACCGUCCAGCCGAAGGAUCCUAAAGCGCACAAGUUCCUCGGGCAGCUGUUUGAGCGUGACGGCGAAACAGACAAAGCUGUGGGAUGUUACAAGCGCUCGGUGGAUCUGAAUCCGGCUCAGCACGAUCUGGUCCUGAAGGUGGCAGAGCUGCUGUGCAGUAAACCCGAGCACGACAGUCGAGCCGAGUUCUGGGUGGAGAAAGCGGCCAGGCUUCUGCCGGGACACCCGGCCGUCUUCAAUCUGAGGGAGAAGCUUCUGAGCGCUCAGAGCGGCUCUAACCAGCUGUACGAGCUGCUGCAGGCGGAGCUCAAGCUGCGGCCCGCCGACACCUACAUCAACCAGAAGCUGGUGCAGCUCUACAGCGCCGAGGGCCGGCUGGAGGACGCCGUCAAACACUGCCUGGCCGUGGAGAAGACCGGCGUCCUGAGACACUGUCUGGAGUGGUACCAGCUGUUGGUCAGCACCCUGCAGGAGUACCUCUGCCAGCCGAGCGUGUCGUCGAACGAACAGGCCUCACGCAAGUUCAACAAAGAGCUGCUGCUGGCUCAGUGCAGCCGCGUGAGACUGACGCUGACACUGAAGGACUGUGAGGAGAGCACCGCUGCGCUCCGGAGUUUUGACUGUGCGAUGCAGGAUCUGAAGAACACGGCCACAAACACGAUGGACGAGCUGGCGGAGGUGUUCACGGAGAUGAGGGCUCACCUGUACCUGUACGCCGGGACGCUGCUGCUGAAGCGGGCGCAGGACGGGGCGCAGCAGUGGAGGGCCGUGCUGGAUCUGGCCGCUCUCUGUUAUCUCGUAUCUUACCAGGCUCCGAGACCCAAAGCUAGGAGCUUCAAGAGUGAGCAGGCGUCCCAUGAGCCCCUGGAGCUGCUGGCCUGUGACCGUCAGAGUCAGGCGGGUCACAUGCUGCUGAACCUGAGCUGGGACGUGGAGCAGCUGCUGAAGGAUGUGGUGGAGGUGUUCGGGAACCGGAGCGGCCCGGGCCGUCUGUUUGAGCAGCUGUUCGACGCACAGACGCAGGAGCAGCGCUCUUUCAUCUGCAACGAUGACAUCCACGUCCUCAGCGUACCCCCGCCCAAAGCUGCCGAUCUGGCCAAGUGGGACAGCGGAGCGGUGAUGCUGCACGCGGGGGAUCUGCAGCAGCUGGCUUGGCUCGGCCUGCAGUGGGCGCUAAUGGGUCAAAGAGUGAGUCUGCAGGACUGGCUCAAGCAGCUCUUCCCUCGCCUCACGCUCGAGACCUCCAAACUGGACACCAGUGCGCCGGAAUCCAUCUGCCUGCUGGACCUGGAGGUGUUCGUGUGCGGCGUGGUGUUCUGCAGUCAGGCGCAGCUGCAGGAGCGUGUGAAGAUGAUGUCCUGCUCUCAGCCGCACGAGCCGCGCUGUCCUCCGCUGCACAUCACGAAGCUGCUGUCCUCAGACAGACAGAGAGAGUGGUGGGACGCCGUCUACAGCCUGAUUCACAAGAGAGCGCAGCCCGGGACGUCUGCUAAGCUGCGUCUGCUGGUUCAGUACGGUCUGGGCACCCUGCGCGCCGGAGAGAAACACGGCCUGCAGCCGGCGCUGCUCAUACACUGGGCUAAGCACCUGACACACGCGGCCGAGCGGGUGAACUCUUACUACGAUCAGAAGGACUACGCUGGCCGCAGUGUGCACUACUGGAGGGUUGUGCUCCCCCUGCUGGAGAAGGUGCGACACAAGCGCAGCAUCCCUGAACCCCUGCAGCCCAUGUUCAUGCACUUUCAGAGCAGAGACAUACAGCCCUCUCAGGUGCGAGUGUAUGAGGAAGAUGCGGUCAUAAGCUUCGCCACACUCCUGGACAUCGAGGGCAGCACCGAGGAGGCCAUCCUGAAGCUGGAGCAGCUCAACAGCGUCUCGUCUAACUGGCAUCUGGCGAAGAUCUAUCAGAGGCUGUCGGAGGAGGCAGGGAACGGGCUUGAGGACACUCAGGGCAGGUGCACCAACUUCCUCCUGAAGUUCAGGAAAUACCUGACCAAGAUUUAUCAGGCCAAUGCAGAGGAUAUGGAGAAGAUACCUGUGUCUAUGGAGGAGGUGAUGGAUUUGUUGAACGAGGUCACCCAGCAGCUUGAAGAUGUUGGCGCGGUGUGUGAAGAUCAGCUGGACUAUCCUGUGACGUCCAGCCCCGGGCGGCCCGCUGAAGGCCAUGUCAGAUUCUCCACUCCUUCCCCAUCCAAGAGUGUGACGUCACCGUCCAAGAGAUCUGUGUUCUCUCCUAAAACACCUCCUCUCUGGGUGGAGGACCAGAAGUCCCUGCUGCAGAUGUUGUGCCAGCAGGUCGAGGCCUUGAAGAAUGAGGUCCAUGACCUGCGCCAUACUCCAGAUACCACGGCGUCCUCGUAUAGGAUGCAUCGAGACCAUUAUGCUGCAGAAGGACUUCAGGAAACACUCCAUGGUGCUCCUCUCACUGUUGCUACUACAGGUCCCUCUGUGUACUACAACCAGUCUCCAGCAUAUAAUUCACAGCAUCUUCUGCGCACCGCUGUGAAUGUCACACCAACACAGGGCCCAGUAUAUGGGAUGAAUCGUCUUCCUCCACAGCAGCAUAUGUAUGCCUACCAACAAUCAACACACACCCCACCUCUACAGUCAACACCUGCAUGCAUGUAUCCUCAAGAGCAGGUUUUCGGUCCUCCCAUCCGGUUUGAGUCACCAGCUACAUCCUUACUCUCCCCAUACAGUGAGGAAUAUUACGGUCACAAUGUUCCUCAGCCCACAGUCAAUCCAACAUUGCCAGAGCCUGGAUAUUUCACUAAGCCAUGUGCCGUUACGUCCACACAGCCAUCCAAGAGCACUGAAGGCAAGGCUGUCGACCCCAAGAUGAGUUUUGGGCCACAGUUCACAGGUGAACCUGCUAAGGUUCCCAACUUUGGAGGAGUAGCUGCCGGCCCAACAACAACAGCAUCAGCUGCCUUCAAGUUCAACUCCAACUUCAAGUCCAAUGAUGGUGAUUUCACCUUCUCCUCUGCUCAGGUGAAAAACAGUGAAAGCCUCUUGGGACUUCUGACAUCAGAUAUUCCUCCCAGAGCGGAGGUGCCAUCAGAACCGAAACACCAGACCCAAGACCAGACGCCUAGCCAGAGCGAAGUCUUUGCUUUUGGGGGUAAUGCCACAGGAUUUUCAUUCACUGAUGGUGCUCAGAACAAGAUGAGUAUUUUUGGCAACACCGAUCAAAGAUUUAGCUUUACAAGUGGAACGAAGACAACAUUAGGGAAUUCAGAGGCUCGGGAAGAGAAGCGUGUGGAAAGUGACAAUGAUAGCACCCAUGUGGAAGAAGAUGAGGAUGGGCCUCAUUUUGAGCCUAUUGUGCCUCUACCUGAUAAGGUCGACGUGAAGACUGGUGAGGAGGAGGAGGAGGAGAUGUUCUGCAAGAGAGCAAAACUCUUCCGAUUUGACGCUGAAACUAAAGAAUGGAAAGAGAGGGGCAUUGGCAGUAUCAAAAUCCUCAAACACAAAACCUCCGGGAAAGUUCGUCUGUUAAUGAGGAGGGAGCAGGUUCUGAAAAUCUGCGCCAAUCACUAUAUUACUGCAGACAUGGUUCUCAAACCAAAUGCUGGAUCUGACAAAUCCUGGGUCUGGUAUGCUAUGGACUAUGCAGAUGAAAUGCCGAGGACUGAGCAGUUGGCCAUUCGUUUUAAAACUGCAGAUGAGGCGGCACUGUUUAAAGUUAAAUUUGAGGAGGCUCAAAAGUUCCUUUCGGAAUCCCCACAAGGCCAACAGAUUGAAAAGGAAAGCAAAACUCCACAUCCUCAGGUUUCAAUCAAAGAAGUGGAUCUCAAAACCCUGUUUUCCAAGAAGGCGGGUGAAUGGGACUGUGACGUGUGCUGUGUAAGAAACGCUCCCACGUCUGUUGUGUGCGCGGCCUGCAGCAGUGCAGCUCCUUCUACAGCACAGGUCAAACCUGUAGAGGAACCCAAAGCCUCGGCUCCUGCUGCCAAAUCGUUUUCUUUUGGACUUUCUGGAGAUUCCGCUAAAAACGACACCAGCACUGAUGUCAGCUCGAAGGGCUUCACGUUUGGAUCUCAAAUACCAGUUUCUUUUAAGUUUGGAUCAAAGGAUGCUGUGGAGACAUCUGCUGGCUUUGGAGCUCAGGCUGAGAAGAAAACAAGUCAGGCUGAUGCACCACAACAGGAGAAAGUGUCAGCAGCUCCAGCAGUCCCAUUUGGCACUGGAUUUGGUGCUCAGUUUGCCAAGAAAGAGGGUCAGUGGGACUGUGACUCCUGCCUAGUGAGGAAUGAAGGUUCAUCUAGCCAAUGUGUUUCAUGUCAGACAGCAAACCCCAAUAUGAAAAACAAGACCUCUGCUCCACCAUCAAGUUCCUCUUUUCCCUUCAGUUUUGGUAGUUCUAUCAACCAACCUGCUGCGACAGGAUUUAAAGCCAAUUUCAAUCCAGGCCCUGCUUUUCAGUUCGGCACAAGUACGGAAAAAGCAUCCUCCGAAGGCUUCAAGCUUGAGUCCUCCACAACUGAAGCUGAAAAGUCAUCAGGCGGUUCCAGUUUUUCGUUUUCCAUGCCUGCGCCUGUUGGCGGAUUUAAGUUUGGCAUUGCAGAAUCUGAGGCAAAACCAUCAGACAGACAGUCACAAAAUGGCUCUGCAUCUGACCUUCUCAAAAAUAUUGCUGAACUUCACAAAGAGAAAGAAAAAGAGGCAGGCCCAAGUUCCUCAGAUCAGUCUGUAGAUGCUGAUAGUCAAGAUAAUAAUCCCCUCAUUACUGGUAAGCCUGAAAACUUUAGUUUCGCUGACUUGGCGAAGGCACGAAGCAGUUUUCAGUUUGGCCAGGAGGAUCCCGCUUUCAAAGGCUUUGCAGGGGCUGGCGAGCCGCUCUUUACAGGGUUUCAUUCUGGGCCCAAGGCCGACACCUCUGUCGAUCAAGAUGAUGAAAUGUACAAAACUGAGGAGAAUGACAAUAUUACGUUUGAGCCUGUUGUUCAGAUGCCAGAGAAGGUCGACCUUGUUACAGGCGAAGAAGAUGAGAAAGUCUUGUAUUCACAGCGUGUCAAACUCUUCAGAUUUGAUACAGAAACAAACCAAUGGAAAGAAAGAGGAGUCGGCAACCUAAAACUGCUCAAGAAUAACCAGAACGGGAGACUGCGAGUUCUUAUGAGAAGAGAGCAGGUGUUGAAAGUGUGUGCUAAUCAUUGGAUCACAACCACAAUGAACUUAAAGCCCCUCUCUGGCUCGGAUCGAGCCUGGAUGUGGGCCAGUGACUUCUCAGACGGAGAUGCCAAAUUAGAACAACUUGCGGCAAAAUUCAAAGCACCUGAGCUUGCAGAAGAAUUCAAGCUGAAAUUCGAGGAGUGUCAGCGACUGCUUUUGGAUAUUCCUUUGCAGACCCCUCACAAGCUUGUGAACACUGGCAGAACGGCCCAGCUUAUACAGAAAGCUGAAGAAAUGAAAUCUGGUCUUAAGGACCUCAAAUCAUUCUUGACUUCCCAAAACAAGGAUGACGAAACUUGCGAUACAAGUCAUAGUACCUCUGCAGUUGUAGUUAAGCUUGACUCUGAGGGCACCGCACACACUUUAGAAUGGGAUAAUUACGAUUUGCGUGAGGAAUUGCAGGAGGACUAUAGCAGCUCCUCUGUGCGUGAUACUCCUUCGCAGCCAGAUCCAGUAGCUAAAAAUUUAUUCCGCUUUGGUGAAUCAUCCACAGGGUUUAGUUUCUGUUUUCAGCCUAUUCUCAGUCCCUCUAAGUCUCCAUCUAAGCUAAACCAGAGCCAGGCUUCUGUUGGCACAGAUGAUGAGCAAGAAGAAGCGUCGCAGGAGGAAGAGCGAGAUGGUCAGUACUUUGAGCCUGUUGUGCCACUGCCUGAUCUUGUUGAUGUCUCAACAGGAGAGGAGAACGAGCAAGUCCUUUUCAGUCACCGGGCCAAAUUAAACCGCUACGAUAAAGAUCUCAGUCAGUGGAAGGAACGAGGUAUAGGAGACCUUAAAAUACUACAGCACUACGAAACAAAGCGUGUCAGACUCGUGAUGAGACGGGACCAGGUCCUCAAACUGUGCGCAAACCAUUGGAUCGCUUCCAAUAUGAAGCUGGAGCCCAUGAAAGGAGCUGAGAAAGCGUGGAUCUGGAGUGCCUUUGAUUUUGCUGAGGGGCAGGGCAAGGUGGAACAGCUGGCAGUUAGAUUCAAACUGCAGGAAACUGCAAAUGCUUUCAGUGAAAUCUUCGAAGAGGCAAAGACUGCACAAGAAAAAGACACUCUACUCACCCCGUUUUCUGAAAGAGUACCUGCCUCCACCCAGGAGACACUUUGUGGCAAGGCUGCAGUUGCUGUACUUGAGGAAACAACAAAAGAACGUACUGGUCUCUCUGAGGAAAGCAGUCCUAAACUGGACCAGACACCGCAAAGCACCAAGAAUGUGGUCUCUCCUCCAAAGUUCGUCUUUGGGUCAGACUCUGUGCAGAAGAUCUUUGGAAGCCCUUCGCCAUCAAAAGAAAAAUCUCUGGUUGUGAUUUCCAGUUCAGAAGAUGAGGAAGCGGGUGCCUCGAGACUGAAGACCUCUGGACCAGCAGUGACCAGCCAGGCAUCGGCUGGGACUCCUUUCAGCAUACCAACAAGAAUUUCUUCUCCGUCAGAGCAGAAGAGCGCUCCGGACGUGUGUGAUGAUGAUGAUGAUGAUGAUGAUGAUGAUGUUGAGAUGGUAUUUGAGCUGAAGCCAUCGAGAGAGCAAGCAGAGCUGGCCUCCAGACUGAUGCUUCCUCCUACCUUCUUCUGUUAUAAACACCGUCCAGGAUACGUCAGCGACGAUGACAUCGAUGAUGAGGACUUUGAGAGCGCAGUGAGGAGUCUGAAGGGGAAGCUGUAUGCAGAUGGAGCGUCUGAUCACGACUCAGAGGUCUCUGAGGUGUGGGAGGAGCGUGCGGCUGCAGACGAGGAGCAGAGAGACAGACGCCUCCAGCUUCCUCCCAGCUUCCUGUGCGACUCUGAGGGGGAGGCCGAGAAACCUGAGCUCCAGAAGCUGCAGCAGACACAGGUGACGCGUGUCUCUGAUCCUCACAUCACCGAGAGCACAGCACCGGCUCUGGACACACAGGUGAAGCCCGAGCCUUCCCAUGAUGCACCGGCUCUGGACACACAGGUGAAGCCCGAGCCUUCCCAUGAUGCACCGGCUCUGGACACACAGGUGAAGCCCGAGCCUUCCCAUGAUGCACCUGCUCUGGACACACAGGUGAAGCCCGAGCCUUCCCAUGAUGCACCGGCUCUGGACACACAGGUGAAGCCCGAGCCUUCCCAUGAUGCACCUGCUCUGGACACACAGGUGAAGCCCGAGCCUUCCCAUGAUGCACCUGCUCUGGACACACAGGUGAAGCCCGAGCCUUCCCAUGAUGCACCUGCUCUGGACACACAGGUGAAGCCCGAGCCUUCCCAUGAUGCACCGGCUCUGGACACACAGGUGAAGCCCGAGCCUUCCCAUGAUGCACCGGCUCUGGACACACAGGUGAAGCCCGAGCCUUCCCAUGAUGCACCGGCUCUGGACACACAGGUGAAGCCCGAGCCUUCCCAUGAUGCAGCAGCUGUGGACCGGAGCGGCGGCGGAGCAGGAGAGCGUCAGACUGACACACCGGCAGCCGUCGAUCUGUCCACCAAGAGAAGCAGUGAGAGCGACUCCAGCACUGCUGCAGGUCUGUCUUUUGGAUUUAACUCUGCAGCUGGGCUGUCUUUUGGAGAACUGGCAAAGGCUUCAGGUGAAUUAGCAUUUUGCAAAAAAGAUGAUAAUUUCACGUGGUCAAACACCGGAGCCCCAGUCUUUGGAAGCGCAGCGGCACAAACUGACGGAGAAAAGACUCGCGGUGAAGCAGAAGAGGAGGGCAGUGAUGAAGAGACGCCCCACAGUGACGAGAUCCACUUUGAGCCGAUCGUGUCGCUGCCUGAGGUGGAGGUGAGGUCCGGCGAGGAGGACGAGGAGAUCCUGUUCAAAGAAAGAGCCAAACUCUACCGCUGGGACCGCGAGCUCAACCAGUGGAAGGAGCGCGGCGUGGGAGACAUCAAGAUCCUCUUCCACCCCGUGAAGAAGAGCUACCGCCUGCUGAUGAGACGCGAGCAGGUGUUCAAGGUCUGCGCCAACCACACCAUCAGCCCGAGCAUCGAGCUCAAGCCCAUGAACACCUCUGCUAAUGCUCUGGUUUGGACCGCCACAGACUACUCAGAGGGAGACGGGAAAGUGGAGCAGCUGGCAGCCAAGUUCAAGACUCCAGAGCUGGCCGAGUCCUUCAGACGAGCGUUCACUGACUGCCAGAGUCGCAUGUUGCAGACUGACGCUGUUCAGAUGUCUGCCGCUGAGGCGCUGUCUCGAGACUCCAACCCUGUGGUGUUCUUCGACAUCUCCAUAGAUGAGGAGCAUGCUGGGAGAGUCGUCAUGGAGCUCUUCGCUCACAUCGUGCCCAGAACGGCGGAGAACUUCCGGGCUCUGUGUACGGGAGAGAUGGGCUUCGGUUACCGCCGGUCCGUCUUCCACAAGAUCGUCCCGGGCAUCAUGUGUCAGGGUGGUGAUAUCACCAACCACGAUGGGACGGGAGGGAAGUCCAUCUACGGAGGGCAGUUUGAGGACGAGAGCUUCGAGGUGAGGCACACGGGGCCGGGGCUGCUGUCCAUGGCCAACCGCGGCAGAGACACCAACAGCUCACAGUUCUUCAUCACCCUCAAGAAAGCAGAGCAAUUGGACUUCAAGCAUGUGGCCUUCGGAUUCGUCAAAGACGGCAUGGAUGUGGUGAGGAGAAUCGGAGAGCUGGGCACUAAAGAUGGUACACCCACGGAAACCAUCACCAUCUCAGACUGUGGACAGAUUUUUUGAGCUGUUUAUACACAAACUACUGGUCCCUGAACUUUUGUGUGAAUCAGAAUUUGUAUAUGCAGUGGUUUUAUUCUUGUCCUGUUUGUAUGUUAAUAAAGUGGACAGCACUAGUUGACAAUAAAAUUCAUGCUUUGCAAAAGAAGAAAAACUUUAUUUUAUUACAGAACUUGUUAGUUUCCUCAUGUUUACAGGGGCUCAAUUGGACAGAAUGUGAAUCUUUCGAAGGCUUUCUUUGUGUGUAUUUGGUUGAAAGGUCACUUCACUGGCAUGAGGUCCACAAAAACGCAGCCAUGUUGCUUGCAAUUUUCAGUCUCCUGAAUAUAAAAUAAACAUCUGGCAACUCA